Molecule: messenger RNA, 2191 nt
Organism: Halichondria panicea
Lineage: Eukaryota; Metazoa; Porifera; Demospongiae; Suberitida; Halichondriidae
Product: mucin-2-like
Exons: 6
Coding region: 397-1626 (409 amino acids)
Molecular function (GO): protein binding
Source: RefSeq, a predicted model, not a curated record
CAAGCAGCUGAGAAAAAAUAAAAGGUAAAGAUCCACUAUACAAUAAACAUCAAGUGAGACAAGGAUAUCUAUGAUAAGGGUCGCAAUCAUUAUUAUUUUGAUGGACAUAUGACUGAUAUGUCUAUCUAGUAUUUCUGAGCACAAUUAUACAUAGCAUAUAAAUAUUAUUAUAGCUUAAUUAAUUAGAAUAAUAGGCGGCAAAACCAUGAGAAAAAAAAUCCAGGAUAGGAAUUUUUUUAGCAAAGCCUAUAAGGCCGGUAGAGUGCUGUCUGGUUUUGUAUCAACAAAAACUAUUCAUAUACUGUCUACGGAAACAGCAGGAAUUGUAGUUAAAAGAAGCUACGAAUAUAAAGGAAGUAAACAACAGGUUGUCUAGUCAGCAAUCACAACAUUGAAAUGCAACCUUCUAACUGUCAAGAAAUAAUUAAUUUUGAGAUGAUACUAAUAGAGAUAAAGCUCAUUUGUAGAGUUCUUUUGAUUUGCUUUCUGGCUGGCUUCAGCACUGUGAGUGUGGAGAGACUAUGUCCAAUGGAAACAGUCACUUUCACUUGCACUGCUAAUGGAGAUUCCUUGAGAUGGGUGUCUUCAGAUAGUACUAGCAUCAGUAUCCUCUCCACCUCUGAUCUCAACGUACCCAUUGUUGUAUCAGGUUACACUGUGACACUGAUUGCAUUCAAUGACACUACAUUAACAUCUACUCUUUCAAGAACAGCAGAGAAUGGGAUCACUGUGUCCUGUUUGGGGUUUGUGCCAGUAACCACUAUAGGAUCUUCAACGAUCCGAUCGGUUGAUCCACCAGGACCACCGUCCACCAUUAGACACUCCAUUUCAAGCAGCUCAGCCGAUGCAGUUAGUGUACCUGUACAGUGGAACCCUCCUACUGAGACUGGUGGUAGAGAUGACCUCACCUACACAGUGACCGUCUCACCUCUGGCCCAGCUCUCUGCUACUGUCCUCACAUCCACCUCUGUCACUGUGACUGCUCAAUACAAUGUGGACUACGCUGUCAGUGUUGUGGCUACCAACUGUGCUGGGAGCAGUACAACAGCUGACUACAACUUUAGGAUUGGCAACUGUCCUACGUUGACUAACCCAAUGAAUGGAGUGUUUGGACCAGUCUCCAGCAGAUUAUCAGGAUCCACAGUAACCAUCCAGUGUGAUGCUGGGUAUGUGUCUACUGUUACAAUGGUGACAUGUGAGAGUACACUAAUGUGGAGUCCAGACCCUGAGGCUAUUGAGUGUACAUCACUAACCACACCUACUCCCACAACUCCCCCUCCAAUAAACUGCACGGCUCCACUAUCCCCACCACUUGAACCACCUACUACAGCUGCACCUUGUAAUUGUAAUUGUAAUUGCGCCAGCCUAUCUGAUGGGAGUCGAUUUGAUGCAGCUGUCUCCAUCAGCGUAGUUGUCACGGCAAUUCUAUUCACGAUAAUAGGAUUAUUUGUGGGACUCUUGAUAAUGUAUUUGUUCAUGCAUAAGAAGAAUGUGUACUCCCCGUCAGCUAAAGAGCAAGCUAACGUAGGACCCACUACACCAGCUGGUCCUGUUUAUGAGGAGGUGUCACCCAAAGAGGAGAUUGAACUGAACACUAACCAGGCGUAUGGACCAGUAGGACUAUGAAACUUACGAUCAUCCUCCCCAGCAGCUGACAUAGUGUGGUAAGACAGUCCACUCCAGCAGACUGCACCACCAGGCAUUGUCACUGCUCUGUGAGGGUGGGGGGAGUACUUGUAAUAACUGGAGUAUGCAGAUCUCAUUAUCUAUUGAAAUAGAUGUAAGAAACAAGGACAGAGAAACAUUGAACACACUCAAAGAAGUUAGAUACGUGUAUAGCCACAGUACAAUUUACAAAGAAAUUGUUAUGUCAAAACUUACUUCAAAAGUAUCGAAUGUUUCUUACAGUGUCAGCUUUUGAGGAACUUAGCUGUCUAAGAAAUUUCAAUCCACGCUAUCGAUAAUACAACAUACAUCACUAAAGUAACUUUAUAGACUUAGAGAGCAUAAUUAUAUAGGGUCGCCAUCAGAGGACGUUCAACAUGCGUGCACGAAUAAUUAUAAGUGCUAGUGUUUUUUUUGGCCUGGACGUUAUCAAGCAAGGACAUUAAUGCACUGAACUUAUAAUAGUGAUUUGUGCAUGCAUGUCGAUGACACAAUGAGAUCCAUUUAUCACCCAUCUCACCAGUUU